AUUUGUCAGUGUAAGUCGGAUUUGAGGUGUGGUACGAUGUGUGUGUGCCAGUAGGAGGGGCAGCUGUAAGUGGACAGCAUUCACCGCCUCAGCACUCAGUAGCACUCCGCACCUCUGUGGCUCAGGACUCACCUCUCAGCACCUACAGGGAAGUUUUGUGUUUGAUUAUAUCUCAAUGGAGGGCAGGAUCACCUGUGGACUGCCGCUGCUUCUCUUCCUCUUGGGAUGUGGGCGACUGCACGCCUUCAACCUGGACAGCGAGAAUGCCCUGCGGAGGACCGGAGACCCAGGCAGCCUUUUCGGCUUCUCUCUCGUCAUGCACCGGCAGCUUCGACCGGUGGAUAAGAGAAUGCUGCUGGUCGGUGCUCCCAAAGCAAAAUCCUGGAGUGGUCAAAAGGCAAAAGUGACAGGAGGACUGUACAGCUGUGAACUGGGCUCAAAUGAUUGUGUCAGAGUUAAAUUUGAUGAAGGCGAGGACCUAACCAGAGAAAGCAAAGAGAACCAGUGGAUGGGAGUGUCAGUGAGCAGCCAGGGGCCAGGAGGCAAGGUUAUGACCUGUGCCCAUCGCUACCAGCGACGGAGCAACGUGAACACACCCAUCGAAUCCCGCAGCAUUAUUGGCCGUUGCUACGUGCUGAGUCAGGACUUGACUAUCAAUUCUGCGUCGAGUGAAGAUGGGGGUAGCUGGCAUUUCUGUGAAAGUCGACGUAGAGGCCAUGAGUUGUUUGGCUCCUGCCAGCAGGGCAUAUCUGCCAAAUUCGACAAGGACUACCACUACCUCAUCUUUGGGGCUCCUGGAGCAUACAAUUGGAAAGGUGUGGUACGCUUGGAACAGAACAACAGCACUCUCUUAGAGAUGGGCAUCUAUGAUGACGGUCCUUUUGAGGUGGGGGAUGAGGACGAGAAGAACCCUGAUUUGGUCCCCGCUCCUGCCAACAGCUACCUGGGUUUCUCUCUGGACUCGGGGAAGAGUCUGACCAAGAAGGGCCAGCUGACGGUGGUGGCGGGAGCUCCCAGAGCGAACCACAGUGGGGCAGUGGUGCUCCUGAAGAAAGGCGAUGACACAAGCAACAUCCUGCUAGAAGAGUACACCCUGGAAGGGGAAGGGCUCGCCUCAUCUUUUGGCUACGAUCUGGCUGUGCUGGAUCUCAACGGGGAUGGUUGGCAGGACAUAGUGGUGGGGGCACCUCAGUACUUUGAGAAGGAGGGAGAAAUCGGUGGUGCCGUCUACGUCUACGUCAACAAAGCUGGAAAGUGGAACAAAGUCACACCCACCAGAAUAGAUGGACCUCAGGACUCCAUGUUUGGUCUGGCUGUGGAACAUUUGGGGGACAUCAAUCAGGAUGGUUACCAUGAUUUUGCUGUGGGAGCUCCUUAUGAGAAUGCAGGUGCAGGGACGGUUUACAUAUACCACGGAUCAGCAACGGGUCUUAGCUCUAAGAAAGCCGCACAGGUUCUGUCAGGCCAGCCUUUAGGACUCAGGCUGUUUGGCUACUCUUUGGCAGGCAACAUGGACCUGGACCAGAACUCCUAUCCUGACCUAGCUGUCGGAUCCCUCUCUGACUCAGUCUUUGUCUACAGAGCACGUCCAGUAAUUAACAUCAAGAAAGAAAUCAAGUUCUCACCGAAGGAAAUCGACCUCACCAAGAAGAACUGUGGCAACACCUUCUGCUUGGAUGUUGAGGCAUGUUUCACCUACACUGCAAACCCCAGUAGCUACUCUCCUCGUCUGAAUGUGGCGUACUCCUUGGAGGUCGAUGCAGACCACAGGAAGAACGGUCUUAUCCCCAGGGGGACCUUCUCACAGAGCACUGGAAAUGGCUACGAAUCCAAAGGGACCAUCACCAUGGACAGCAAAGGAAAGAAAGUGUGCAUUACACGUCAGAUCGCCAUAGUGGAAAAUAUCAGAGACAAGCUGCGGGGGAUCCCCAUCGAUGUGUCGGUGGAAAUCCAGGACGCCAAACGUAAACGCAGACAGAGCUCUGAUUCUGAGCUGGCACCUGUCCUGGACGCCAGUGAGCCACAGACAACUCGAUCAGAAGUGAAUUUCCUGAAGGAGGGUUGCGGCAGCGACAACGUGUGUCAGAGCAACUUGCAGGUGAAAUAUCGCUAUGGCUACAGGACAACUGAUGAAGACGGAUUCACCCCAUUAGAACUUGAGAAUGGCGUGCCGGUGAUUUCGCUCAGUGACCAAAAGGACAUCGCCUUGGAGGUCACAGUGACCAAUAAAGAUGGAGAUGAUGCAUACGAAGCCUCAGUGUUGGCCUCCUUCCCACGCUCCCUUACCUACUCUGCUUUCCGCGUCCCACCUAACGAGCGGCAGGUAACCUGUGUAGCCAAUAAAAAUGGUUCUCAGACCGAUUGUGAGCUUGGAAACCCCUUCAAACGUGACUCAAAGACGACUUUCUAUAUUAUCCUGGGUACAUCAGGCAUCUCUCUCAACACCACUGAACUGGCGAUUGAUCUUCAGCUGGAGACGACAAGUGACCAGCAGAAAAUACCCCUUGUUGAAGCGAAGGCAAAGGUGGUCAUCAUGUUGCAGCUUUCUGUAUCAGGACAAACCCAACCAUCUCAGGUCUACUUUGCAGGAGAGGUCAAAGGUGAGGCAGCCAUGAAGACUGAGAGUGAAAUCGGCAGCGCCAUCACACACCACUUCAGAAUCAUCAAUCUGGGUAAGCGCCUGACAGACUUGGGCACUGCCACCUUGGACAUACACUGGCCAAAGGAGACAGAGGAGGGGAAGUGGUUGCUCUACUUGAUGAAGAUCAGCUCUACUGGAGUGGAGCACAUUCGGUGCACUCCAGAACAGGAGGUCAACCCUCUCAAAAUGGAACCAAGUAACACCAGGAAAAGAAGAUCGACAGAAAACACCCAAGGAAGUGACGAGGGCACAAUUUCACGUUUAAUUGACAAGAAGACAUAUAAAACUCUGUCCUGUGACAGUGGGGCAAAAUGUGUGAGGAUAAAGUGCCCCCUGCAGGGCAUGGACAGUAAUGCAGUCAUCACUCUCAAGUCUCGCCUCUGGAACGGCACCUUCAUAGAGGGUUUUUCUGACUUACAUCAUGUGGAGGUGAUAGUGAAGGCCUCUCUGCAUGUUGAUAGCACAGUAAAGAACACAGUGCUGCAAAACGCUGAGACGCAGUUGAGACUGACGGUGUUCCCAGAGAGGCGUGCAGCCCAGUAUGGAGGAGUGCCAUGGUGGAUCAUCGUGCUGUCCGUCCUGCUGGGGCUGCUUUUGCUUGCCCUGUUGGCUUUCCUUCUCUGGAAGUGUGGCUUUUUUAAGCGAGCAAAAUAUGAAGAUAAGGUUCCCAGUUACAAUGCUGUUCGGAUUAAACGGGAGGAGAGAGGAAUAAAGCCUGGGAAUGGUAACUGGGAAAGCCUGGAAAAGAAGCCCUGGAUGACAACCUGGCAUGACAAAGAACAUUAUUCUUAACAUCCAAUGAGAUCUGAAUCCACGUAGAUUCCUGUCGCUUACUGAUAAUUGCCCAGUUUUAUUUUUUUUCCUGCCUUGUUUUUUACACAGCAUGGACUGUAAAUAUCAAAAAGCUAAAAUAUUUGUUUAAAAAAAAAAAAUCUUUUUUGUAAGACAAAAUACUUGAUCAAACAUUCUGCCUUAGGGGCUGAAUUGAUCCUGGAUAAAGUCCACAUGAAAUCAGUGGAGAAGGAGCGUUGCAGUGUGGGAGCCGAUCCUGCACCACAGCUGACAGAGCUUGUUUUGUACGUUUGCUGCAUUCAGUGUUGACCUGGGGAGGGAGGGGAGUUGUUUUUGUUUUGUUUUUUUUUUCUUUUAAGUUUUUGUACAUCUUUUUCAAAGUUUUGCGUAAUGUAUGUAUUUAUUUGUCGUGAUGACUACUUCAUGUUACAUGCCCCCACAGGCCAAAGAGUCAUGCAAUGCAAACACGGACGACUUUUCUUUUCAAUUAGAAUGUGUUUAUUUCCCCCGUUUUCUUUAAAUCCACUGUGCAUCUGCCUUAAACUUGUUGAUCAAUCAAUACUUUUAAUGCUUGAGGUGCCUUAGGUUUUACACUAUGGAGGAAGUGAAAUUUAUCCCACAGCAGUCGAGCACUUCGUUUGUAAACAGAUAACCAAGCCUCUAGCAGAAGUCACCUUUUAUUCACUGGCUGUAAAAUAGGGAGAGAGUGAGAGCGAACAAAGAAUUUCUUGAAUAAAAAACUUUUUAAAUGUCA
Scatophagus argus is the source of this 4187-nucleotide messenger RNA. RefSeq names its product integrin alpha-6-like. Bases 176 to 3433 code for a protein of 1085 amino acids. Gene Ontology annotation, biological process: leukocyte migration; cell-cell adhesion; integrin-mediated signaling pathway. Gene Ontology annotation, cellular component: integrin complex; external side of plasma membrane. Gene Ontology annotation, molecular function: integrin binding. The transcript has 25 exons. Lineage: Eukaryota; Metazoa; Chordata; Actinopteri; Scatophagidae. The record is from RefSeq and is a predicted model, not a curated record.